Messenger RNA from Yamadazyma jaroonii, 2538 nucleotides. NCBI's taxonomy places the organism in Eukaryota, Fungi, Ascomycota, Pichiomycetes, Serinales, Debaryomycetaceae. The record is from the annotation of a GenBank genome assembly.
AUGUCAUUUUUCGGGUUUGAUCCAAGUAAACCUCCUCAAGGUGGACCAUCAGAAUCUUAUGAUUUUGAAAACACCUAUGAUGGAUUAGGCGAUCAAUUAGAUGAUGCGGAUGAUGCAUUAAAUGACGAAACUUUUGGAGGGAGCGGUGAUGUUGGAAAAGACUUCAAUUUUGGUGCUACCAAAGGAGCUGCUCCACCUCCUCCGCAAACUGUCAGUUACGCUCGAGCAGCUGUUGCAACUGAUGAAGAUUUCAUGAGUGAACUUUGGGGAACUGCAAAACCUCAACCAGAAGUUUCAAACCCUGUUAGUGCUGGCGAAAAGAAAAUUUUAUCCUUAGAAGAAAUUGAAGCUCAAUUAACAGCUAUCGAUCCUAGCCGUCAACCACAGCAACAUCCAAUGCAACCAUUUCCUCAACAACAAUAUGGAAUGCCAGGAAUGAUGCCAAUGCAAUAUGGUUAUAUGCCACCAAUGUAUGGAGGUCAAUACCCAGGAAUGCCACCUCAAAUGAUGGGCCAACCAGGAUUUUAUGGUCAAAUGCCACCAAUUCCUGGCCAAAUUCCAGGUCAAAUGCCUGGUCAAUUACCUGGUCAAUUACCCGGUCAACCAGCUCAUGGUCAACAAAUGCCUCAAGGUCAAAUGCCUCCACAAAUUCCUCACCAAAUCCCUCAACAACCUCCUCAACAACCUCCUCAACAACCUCCUCAACCUGUCCCAGUUCAACAUCAACAACCUGUUCAAGCACCAUCAGUGGAAACUGUUCCAGAACCCGUCGAAUCGGUUACUUCAAUUCCAACUGAAACUGUUAAACAAGGUGAAAACACCCCUGCUGUUCCUUUAUCUGAAAUCCUUGCCCCCUCAACUAGAGAAGAAAUCGCUCAAGUUGCUUCCAAAAAGUCAUCUAGACCAGUUAAUUUAUCCCAAUUUCCUGUUUUAGGGUCUAAAUCAACCCCUCAACAACGUUCCAACAGACCUUAUCAUCACCAAAACCACCACUACAAUGAUGAAGAUGACGAUGGUGAAUACCAUGAACCUUUAAUCCUUACUCCAGAACAACAAAUCAAGGCCGCAAGAAGACAAGAAAAAGUCAUGAGAAUCAUGAAAUAUUCAGGUAUUAUGAAUCCAAAAGAUAAAGAUUUCGUUACCAGAUUCCAAUUAUCUCAAAUCGUUACUGAAGAUCCUUAUAAUGAAGAUUUCUAUGCUCAAGUUUUCAAGGUUAUUCACCCUAAACCAAAUCAAGUUGGUCAACCACAAGAACAAAAUAAUUCAAUUGCUCAAGCCUAUCUUGAUCAAAGUGGUCACAGAUUAGGAGGACGUUAUAAGAGAGCUGAUGUUGCAUUACAAAGAAUGCAACAACAAGUUCAAAGAGCUGUUACUGUUGCUAAGGAAAGACCUAAAUUAACUCAAUAUGUUAGAGAAGGAGCUUUAGGAAGAAUUUCUAUCGGAUCUGGUAAAAAACCAAGACAACAAUUAGAAAUCUUCAGUCAAGCCGUUCAAAAGGGUCUUGAAGAAGAAGGUGAAACCGGUGAAGGUGAAACUGACAAAGAAAACAAAGGUAUCAAUGUUAAGAAGCUUAAUAAUGCUAUUAGUAAUCCCGCCAUCAAUACCAACCUUGAUAGUGAUUCAAUCAAGAAAUAUGGUAGAAAAGAUAUCAUGGGUAUAUUAGAAAAUAUUAUAACCAAUUUAAUGACUAUAGAAAGUGAAUCCAGAUUAUCUACUGAAGUUGAUACAAAUAAUUUAUGGGAAUCAUUGAAGAUUUUGGAACAAACUUCACCAAGAGUCAAUGAUCCAAAAGAAGUCAAUCCUUUCAUACAAUGUUUAAAUCAUGAAAAAGCUUUGAAAAUUGUCUCGAGAUUAUUUAAAUUCUUGAGUAGAGAACAAAUUUUAACCAUUGCCACAUUGAUUAUGUCAAAUUUGGGUAAUUUGGAUGUCAUUAAACAUGGAUCUUACACAACAUAUGAAGACAAGAAGGUCCCAAGCAAAUAUCUCAAAUUAAUCGAAACAUAUUCAUUAACAUUCACCAAAGCUUUAAUGAAUUCUGUACAAGACUUUAAAUUCAAUGAAAUCAUCGGAUUAUUGGUCAUUUUAAUAGAACACAAUAAUGUUUCAUUUAUUUCAACUACCAAGAUUGGUUUAUCAAUUUUAACCACCUUAUUAUCAAGAGCAGAAUUAAUCAGAGGUGAAGGAACCAUUUCUGCCGCUGAUUUAUCCGAAUGGUCUUCAUGUUAUGAUGAAUUAUUCACUGCUUUAGAAUCUAGAAUAAGUUUGAUUUUCCCACCUAAUGAUGUCGAAUCUAUUGAAAGUUAUGUGUGGCAAUUCUUAGCUACUUUAGCUUUAGGUGGUAAAUUAAAUCAUCAAAGAAUCAUUGUUGAUGAAGUGAGAGAUGAAAUCUUCUCAGUAAUGAAUAAAGCCAAAGCUUUAGAUAGUACCGAUAUUAAUAACUUCUAUAAAAAACAAAACCUUUUAAACAACUUGAACAUGUUCUUAGUUGUUAUGGGAUUAGUUGCUGAUGAGAAUGAAAUUAGAGAAUUACAAACUUAG